AGAAGAAGAAGAAUUCUAUUUGUUUCCAAAUCAUAGAAGAGCCAAUAUCGAGGAAAUUGAAUUAAAUUUCCUAUAUAUACAUUUAAAAUGGUAAAAAAGUGUUGCGUUUAUGCUUGUCCAAGCGAAUCCUAUGGUGGUUGCAAUAUAUCUUUUCACAGUCUUCCGAAAAAUGAGGACAUGCGACGAAAAUGGCUCAGCAUUGUACACGUGAAGCAAAAAAUUACCAAGAACUCAGUUGUAUGCAGUCGUCAUUUCCAGCCUUCAAGUUUUUAUAUUGGAAAUUCCCGUCGAUUAUUAAAAUCGGAUGCUAUACCCUCAAUUUCUCCAGCGGCAUGCAGAAUAUGUUUAGUUAUGGACAUAAAGCUGAUCUCUAUGAGCAAAUACAAAUUAGAACAGGCCUAUGAACAACUAACAGGAGUCUCGUUAUUGGCAGAAAAACGUUUACCCAAUGAAUUAUGCGCGGAAUGCGCUCAGAGACUAAUAAACUUUAGCCGAUUCAGGCACAAAAGUUUGAGAGCCAACUCUCUUAUGGUGGAGCUACUUAACGAAUAUAAUGAGCUAACAAAAAGUAUUAUACAGUCAAUAAAUCGAGAAAACAACCAAUUAAUAUCAAAUCUAACGACAGAAACUAUUAUCGACCAUUAUGAUCUUUACAUCGAAGAAGUCGACGAUGAAGACGUUGAUUUAAAUACUACGAUGAACAUUGAAGAUGAAGAAAUAAACGAUGUUAAUGAUGAUGAUCAUUCCUCUGUUGAUAGUUUACCCUUGGAAGAAACUAAGGAAAGUGAAGAAUAUAUUCGACAUGAAAUGGGUGAAGAGAAUAAUGAAGAUGAAGAAGAAAUAAAUAAUGAUAUGAUUUCAAACAAAUAUAAUGAAUCCGAUGAUAAAGAUGAUGAUUGUUCUGCAGAUGACAAUUUACCUUUAGAAGAAACUAGGGAAGAAAGUGACGAAUAUAUUCGAUAUGAAAUGGUUGAAGAAAAUAAUGCAUAUGAAGAAGAAAUAAAUAAUGAUAUGAUUUCAAACAAAUAUAAUGAAUCCGAUGAUAAAGAUGAUGAUUGUUCUACAGAUGACAAUUUACCUUUAGAAGAAGAAUCUUUAGAAACUAGGGAAGAAAGUGAAGAAUAUUUUCGAUAUGAAAUGGUUGAAGAAAAUAGUGAAGACGAAGAAGUUAUAAACGAUGAUAUGAUCUCAAACAAAUAUGAUGAAUUCGAUGAUAAACAUGAUUAUUCCUCGGAUAAUAGUUUAACUUUAGAAGAAACUAAAAAAGGGAAACAAAACAUGCGAAAAGUAAGGGUUAAAAGUGAUAAGCAUGGAGAAACAAAAGUGGAUGGUCAGAAGAAAACAUUUGGAGAUGAAUACUUGAAAAUUUUCAAUGUCACCGAUUUGACUUUAAGAGAACAAUUGGCGGAUAUAGAAAAUAGGAAAAAGAGCUUGAAUUAUAAAAAUAGUCCAUUCAAGUGUGCGAAAUGUUAUAAGGGCUUCUCGAAUGCGAUAACAUAUAAUGCUCAUAUGAUUAGACAUACUACGGCGUGCGGCGAAUAUUCUUGUAGUAUAUGUAAAAUACAUUUUAAAUCUAGAUACAUGCUUAAGAACCAUAACUUGAGGAAUCACACUCAAAGAUUAAGUUGUAAACAAUGUUCAUACGUUACUACUUAUCGAGAAUCGGCCAAGCUACACUCAGAAUGGCAUAAUGGGAUGAAAUAUAAAUGCCCUUACUGCGGGGAAGUGUUUUAUAAGAAAUCAUCAUAUAUGGGUCAUGUCCGCAUCAAACAUCCGUCUGACUUCGUGUGUGUGCUCUGCGGUUAUUCGUUCGUAAGCGAGAAGGGUAUCACAGUACAUAAAAACCUAAAGCAUCGAUUGAAUAACAAACCUAUACCCGAAGACGGUCCCGUUUGUGAAAUAUGUGAUUUACGUUUCCUCGACGCGGAAGCUUUUGAACGCCAUCUAUCGGUGUCAGCGAGACACGAAGGCGUGGACGGUAAGGAGAGAAACGAACCCUCCCUAAGGAGAUUGGGACGGUGGAAGAGGACGAAGAGAAAGAAUGACGAAGGACCGAUAACUUGUGAACAGUGCGGUGUACAGUUGAAAACAUGGCGAGAUUACCACAUCCAUUUCAGAAAAAAACACCCGGAGAAGAAUCGUACCAAAUAUACGUCGGUUAAAUCACUCAGUAUGUGCGAAGUGUGCGGGAAAAUAUUCUAUAGUGACGCCUUACUAAAUGACCAUAAAUGGGUACACGAGGGCAAACGCAAUUUCAAAUGUGACAUAUGCGAUAAGUCAUUUCUAACGAAGCAAAGUAUGCUCAUGCACAAACGUGCACACAGCGCCGAGAAGUCUGUGUACGAAUGUCAGUUGUGCGGGAAACAGAUAGGGAAUUAUAGCAAUAUGCAACGGCAUAUGCUGAUACACACCGGUUUGAAACCUUGGAAAUGCGAAUUCUGCGGUAAAGCAUUCAAACAACCAAGCGAGAAACGAGCACAUACGGCUCAUGUGCAUUUAAAGAAGCCAUGGCCCAAACGUAUCAGGGGCAAGAGACGAACAGACGGACAACAGGUAACGGUCAAUCAACAACCAGUAUCGCCCUCAACAGCAGACCUGGAUACAUCCGAUGUGGAACUGUGAUCGGAAAAUUGACAUCUCCAUGGGUUUAUUAUACCAUGAAAAGAAAUCCUUAUUGUUUAUAUAAUGACGUCAUAAUUGUAAAUAUUAAAUACUUAUU
Molecule: messenger RNA, 2719 nt
Organism: Diatraea saccharalis (sugarcane borer)
Lineage: Eukaryota; Metazoa; Arthropoda; Insecta; Lepidoptera; Crambidae
Source: the annotation of a GenBank genome assembly